AUCAUUGUUUCACAUGCGCAUGCUUCAUUACGAAAAGAAGAUUCUAAAUUUUUAGGUUAUGUUUCUUUAUUUGUGUGAAAUUUUAGAAAGAAAAAAAUGAUUUCUAAAAGAAUUAUAAAUAGUUAUUUGAAGCAACAAAAGAUAUGUAACAUUCGUUAUCGUAGUACUCAAAUUAAUCUUGAAAAGUUAGAAAAAGAAUCCAAUUUAAGUACCAGUGAUUACAUAAGUGAAGAAGCAAAAUUGCGUGAAGAAAAAAUUGAACAAAGUAGAAAUAAAUCUCGUCUUAGAGAGCAAGACAGAAAUAUAUUAUUAAAUAAAAAUCCUUACCCUGAGCCUAAGUUCUUUCACCAUGGUAGCCUGAAAUAUCUUAGAAGAACUUAUGGACGAUAUGGUGAAGCUUCUGGAAUUAAUCCUUCUUUAUGUUGGCCUAUAAAAGAAGAAUUAGAUGAUGCAAAAGAAUAUGAGAAACUUAAAUAUCCAUCUACAAUACCAGACAUGAUUAUGCAAGCAAAGAAAUUGAGAAAAGCUAAAGAGGAAAAUGUUGCAGCCAGACAACAAGAAAUUGUUAAAAAGAUGGAAAAGUUAGAAUAUUGGAAACAAGACUUGUUUGAUAGAAUUGCCAAAAAAGAAGCGGAAGCAAAAAGUGCUAAGGAAAGGAAAGAAAGACUCGUUGAAGAAGUUAAAAGACACUUUGGAUAUGCUGUUGAUCCAAAAGAUGACAAAUUUAAGGAAAUGUUGGAAAAGAAAGAAAAAGAACAGAAAAAAGCAAUGAAAGCAGAGAAAAGGAAACAAAAAGAAGCAAAGAUGAUGAACCAGGUUUUGAAAACUUAUGAAACUGAUAAAAGUGUUUUAGUAGAUGACAAAGAAACUACAAAUGUUGAAAAAAUUGUACCAGAGAAAGAAUAGAUACACAAAUAUCUUUUUGUAACUAUAUUAGAAUAAAAUAUUGGUUACUUCCAAAA
Messenger RNA from Diorhabda carinulata, 962 nucleotides. It is a transcript of the gene CRIF, whose product is annotated as growth arrest and DNA damage-inducible proteins-interacting protein 1. Gene Ontology annotation, cellular component: nucleus. Bases 97 to 906 code for a protein of 269 amino acids. The transcript has 3 exons. Lineage: Eukaryota; Metazoa; Arthropoda; Insecta; Coleoptera; Chrysomelidae. The record is from RefSeq and is a predicted model, not a curated record.